AUGCUGUGCGCUCUCCACGCAACGCGCCUGAGGGACCUCCUUGCAGCGAAGCCGUUCUCUAUAUCAUGGCUCAGCGCGUCUGUGUCAACGCAGGACGUCAAGCUCUUCUUGCUAUCACAUCGGGCCAGCGCUGAAGUCGUCAAGGACCUUCUGCGUCUCGCCCGUGGCGCUGAAAGCAAGAAGCGCAUCUGGGUAUUCGACUUUGAGGGCCUGGUCAUUACUAGAUCUGGUGUCGCUCCCGUGCACACUGAGGUGGGCGCUGUCAACUUUGCAGACCCAGCCCAUGUCCGCUAUAGUGGCUUUCUUAAGUACGCGCUUACUGCCGCUGCUAUGACACGAGAGAUCAAACAACAGGGUGCAAUCAGGUUCAAGAACGGCACAUUCAACACUCCAUAUGUCCAAAACUUUCUUUCAAACAUGUUUGAGGACGGCUUUGGAAAGGGGAAUUGCCUAUGGGAGCAUCGGGAGGCGCUCUUGCACCUUGGGUUCGGCGAGGAAGAAGAUGUCGUCAUACACUGGUCUCGCCAUCGGGUUGACUGUACAGGAGUGGGACGGAUCAUGCGUAACGAGACUGGCGUAGUCACACCGAUAUCAGACGUGUAUACGAAGAGCAGGACGAUUGACCCGCUUAAGAUCUGGAAAGCUUGUACAUCGUAUGAGGGGCCGUGUAGUCUGUCAGUUGUAUACCGCAUUAUGUUUCCAGGCGAAGGAUACGGCAUUCGGACUCAAGAUGGAUUGGCACACUGCAGAAUGGGACACUCUGGCAACGUGCCGACUAUUCAUCAAAUUAGUGCAGGGUCUUAG
Messenger RNA from Parastagonospora nodorum SN15, 804 nucleotides. RefSeq lists its product as hypothetical. Lineage: Eukaryota; Fungi; Ascomycota; Dothideomycetes; Pleosporales; Phaeosphaeriaceae. The transcript has a single exon. The coding region runs from base 1 to 804 and encodes 267 amino acids. The record is from RefSeq and is a predicted model, not a curated record.